This is a messenger RNA of Ctenocephalides felis (cat flea), 749 nucleotides long. Its product is annotated as peptidyl-tRNA hydrolase 2, mitochondrial. The transcript is spliced from 3 exons. Gene Ontology annotation, molecular function: peptidyl-tRNA hydrolase activity. Bases 129 to 653 code for a protein of 174 amino acids. Gene Ontology annotation, cellular component: mitochondrion; cytosol. NCBI's taxonomy places the organism in Eukaryota, Metazoa, Arthropoda, Insecta, Siphonaptera, Pulicidae. The record is from RefSeq and is a predicted model, not a curated record.
CGGCAUGCCUGCCGAUCUGCCGCUAUAUGUUUAUUAACCGACUCGUCGGAAAUUUAACAGUGUGAGGUUAUGUAUUCGAUGUUUACAUUUGACUCUUGCGACAAAAUUAAAGAAAAUAAAACAGAACCAUGGUUUUAAUGUUGGACAGUUCAUUUGUGACAGGUUUAUCAGUAGGAUUAGCGAUAGGUUAUCUGUGCACAUUAAUUCAGAAGAAAUUAAGUAUCUCGAGAAUCGAUGGAGAGAACACUAUUACUGAACCAGCAGAUGUCGUGGUGGGCUUUAAUGACAUGGAUUCAGAUGGAGAAUAUAAAAUGGUAUUGGUGGUUCGAACUGAUUUAAAAAUGGGGAAAGGAAAAGUUGCCUCUCAAUGUGCUCAUGCUGCCGUAGGAGCAUAUCAACAAUGCAGAAGAAAAGACCCCAAAAGUUUGCGGAUAUGGGAAGCAAGUGGGCAAGCAAAAAUAGCUGUUAAAAUUGAUACCGAAGAAUCUAUGCUUGAAGUUUUACAGAAAGCAAAAGGUUUUGGACUAAUAACUAGCUUAGUUAGAGAUGCUGGCCGUACACAAAUUUCUCCUAAUACUAAAACUGUGCUAGCUGUAGGUCCAGGACCAAAAAGUGUUAUUGAUCAUAUUACAGGAGAUUUGAAAUUACUUUAAUUAUUUCUGUAAAAAAGACAUAAAAGGUGUCAAAAGUGUUUUAUUUUAAUUUUUAUAUAAUAUGUACAGUAAGAGCAAUAAUAUUAAUUAAAUGAA